Messenger RNA from Fragaria vesca subsp. vesca, 441 nucleotides. Its product is annotated as cell wall / vacuolar inhibitor of fructosidase 1-like. NCBI's taxonomy places the organism in Eukaryota, Viridiplantae, Streptophyta, Magnoliopsida, Rosales, Rosaceae. Gene Ontology annotation, molecular function: enzyme inhibitor activity. The record is from RefSeq and is a predicted model, not a curated record. The transcript has a single exon. Bases 1 to 441 code for a protein of 146 amino acids. Gene Ontology annotation, biological process: negative regulation of catalytic activity.
AUGGAUGCUAAACUCAUUGACGAAACAUGUCGAAAAACACCAAACCCGAAUCUCUGUGUCUCAUCUCUCAAAUCAGAUCCUCGAAGUUCUGGUGCCGAUGUCAAAGGCUUGGGCAUAAUAAUGGUGGAUGUGGUUAAGGCCAAAGCAAUUAUCGGUCAAAACAAAGUAAGUGGAUUACUUAAGCAGAGCCCAGGAGAUCUACGCUUGAAAGUUUGUUCAGGUGACUAUGAUGCGAUUUCAAACCAUCAGGUCCCAAAUGCUUCCUUGGCAUUUAGUAGAGAUAUCCCUCAUAUUGCUGAAGAAGACAUGAGUGAAGCUGCUGACGAGGCAAGGGCAUGCGAGUUAAGUUUUUCAGGGAGGUCUCCUCUAACAGAUGUAAAUAAUGCUGUGGCAGAUGUCGCGUCUAUUACUGCAGCUAUAGCAAAGCAAUUAGGCGGUUGA